UAAAACAUAACUUAAUAGUUUAUUGAGUGAGAGAUUUUCUAUUAAUGAAACUUAAAAAGUGCAUAAGAACUUACAUGAGAUGUAGUUUUAUUUAAUUUCGUGAAUGUGUUUUGGGAAUGUGUACUAUGUAAUUCAUGGAAGUGAAAUUAAAUUAAAGGUGCGUUUCAUGUUUGGGAAGGUGUAAUACAACCGGUGGUAUUGGUUGAUAAUUUGUAAACACCAUGUUUUCAAAGAAAAAGAAGAAGCCCCUUAUAUCGCCGCCAAGUAAUUUUGAGCAUAGAGUUCACACAGGCUUUGAUAAACGUGAAGGCAAGUUUGUUGGUCUUCCAUUGCAAUGGGCUUCCCUAGUUGGCAAUAACCAGAUAUUAAAAUCCACAAAUAGGCCCUUACCUCUAGUGGAUCCCUCCGAGAUUACUCCCACCGAGAUAUUAGAUUUAAAGACGAUUGUAAGGGGCGAUCACCGAACUACCUCAGUUGCUGCAGUUUCCCGCCCAGUUUCCACAAAUCCAAUAAGUCAACCAAUACAAAAUGGUGUUGUUUUGCCAAAAACGUCUAAUGUGGCAAGAUCAAAUUCAUUACGAAGCUCAAGUCCGCCUAGAAUACGUCGAGAUUUUCGUAAUCAGCCAAACAUCCCUCCGUCAGUACCAGAAGAGUCUCCUCCUGUCCCUCCAGCGCCACAGCAAUAUCCAAGUUUGAGGAGGGAGCAGAGUAAUUAUGCUUUAAACAAACCAAUAUCUGAUUCUCCUAUUGAUUGGAGUCAUUCUCAUGAAACAACAGUGAGGCCAGUAUCAGAAAUAAAUGAUAACCAGCAGGCAGCUAUGAUGUACCAAAAUAUACAGAAUGCUAACAUACCAUAUCAACAUAACCACCCACCUCAGCCAUUAGUUCAAGGGCAGCAUGGCAUGAAUGGAAACAACAAUUUGGGUGAACCCUACCCAGCCACAAUACGACACCCACAGCCAGGUCCGCCUGGGGCUCCUCACAUGCCUUUAACGGAGAACAAACAUGAGUUGCGUUUAACACAUGAACAGUUCCGAGCGGCUCUUCGUCUGGUAGUAAGCGAGGGGGAUCCACGUGAGACGUUAAGCGGGUUCAGCAAGAUCGGCGAAGGAAGCACCGGCGUGGUUUGCGCCGCUACAGACACUCGAACGCGACGGCGUGUGGCCGUCAAGAUGAUGAACCUACGCAAGCAGCAUCGACGAGAAUUGCUGUUCAACGAAGUGGUGAUAAUGCGCGACUACCCACAUCCAAACAUAGUGGAAAUGCACGCCUCUUAUCUUGUUGGAGAUGAGCUUUGGGUGGUGAUGGAAUACAUGGCGGGAGCGUCCCUUACGCAGAUCGUCACCCGCGCGAAGAUGGACCCCGAACAAAUUGCCACCGUCUGCAAACAGUGCUUGAAGGCACUCGCAUUCCUGCACGGCCAAGGCGUUAUACAUCGGGAUAUCAAAUCUGACUCAAUACUCAUGACCGCAGAUGGCAGAGUCAAACUGUCAGAUUUUGGUUUUUGCGCUCAAGUAUCGCAGGAACUGCCCAAGCGAAAAUCAUUGGUAGGCACGCCAUAUUGGAUGUCACCAGAGGUUAUAUCCAGACUGCCGUAUGGUCCCGAAGUGGAUAUUUGGUCUUUGGGCAUCAUGCUGAUAGAGAUGGUUGACGGAGAGCCACCGUUCUUCAACGAACCACCAUUGCAGGCUAUGCGCCGUAUCCGCGACAUGCCACCACCGAGGCCACGUGGUGCAGGAAGAUGUCCAGCCGAUCUAUUGUCCUUCCUCGAGUGCGCGCUAGUGCGAGACCCGGCGCAGAGAUACUCCGCUGCCAGACUGUUACACCAUCCCUUCCUACGUAGAGCUGGCCCACCCGCACUCCUCGUACCGCUAAUGCCUCACCCACAGUGACCCACCUAAGGCCUGUCAUCAAAAAGUCAUCAGUCAACAAGGCAGCUAAUUAAAUAUUAUUAUAAACAAAACAACAUGACAAAAGGGAACUCUGUUCCCGGAUCCAUACAACCAAAACCUAUAUUAUAAAAAUCAUGUCUUGAUGUCUUAAUCAUACGAAAACAAUAUCGUUAAAUGCUCAGCUAUUUGUAUAUUUAACUUAUAUUUCUUUGUAUAUUAUUAAUGAAAUUUUAUACAAGUGACGAUUAUUCGAAAGCAAUAAUAUUGUACUUUUUUGAGUAACUUAAUUAAUCAUUAUCUUUUUACAAAUUAGGUUUAGGCCCAGUGUAAUCAUUCCAUCACUCAAACUAUCAUUCCUCUUGUGUUUAUUUAUAUGAUACAUUUUUUUUUUCAUUGAAAUAUAUGCAUGCAUUCCAUAGAGGCAAAGUCUGUGCUUAGUCUAUGAAUUCAGUAACAACCAAAAAGAAUAAUUAUUUAUGUUCAACCGACAGUUAAAAGGUAUUUAAGAGCAGGUAUAGUAGUUAAUUAUACCUUCUCUUAAAUACAUUGCGUGGGCGCGUAUCCUGUUCUUUGGAAACAAAAUGUACGAAUUGUCCCUAGACCGAUAGUGGCUAGCAUAAUAGGGUGUUUGACUGCUUUUUUUUAGCUUCGCAAAUGAUAAUUCUAUUAAUAUUAUUUACUAAUAAUAAAUUAAACGUUUGGGGUCGCAUGACUGCAAUGCAUCGCAAGUACAUAAAAUGUGCAAACUGAUAACUGCCUUUCACAUAGUAAUUAUGUAUUUCGAAUAUUUUUUCCCAGUGAAAGAGACAUGCGAAUUCCGAUUUUUAAAGUCGCAACAGAAUUCGGAUUGUACAAGCGUCAUAUUGGGAUUCUGUUUAACGCUGCGGUUUAAGCAGCGGUCAGCGGCUGCGGUAGAUUAAUGCAGUUGUGUAAACCGCACGAAAGCUACUCCAAAACUGCCCUUUUGCAGUAUGUGUGCAGUUCUAAUUCUGACCAUUGCUUGUGAGCCAUCUGGCAACUUCGCUAGUAGCAUUUUGAGUCAACUUUAUACUGUGGUACUUAUUGUGAGUACUGGCGUGAAACUAUAGCCGGGCGCUACAACAGGCGUCGCUGGCAGGGGAGAGACUCCGCAGUCCUCCGCACAUCUUCACAGAUAUGCAAUUAAACAUUGGCGUGACCAAGGUUUUUGAGAAGAGAAGGAAUAAAGCAGAAAGGUAGCGUAAAUGGAAAUACCCGACUCCUAUACGAGCAGAAGAAAUUUAAUGUAUGCAGUUUUUGUGCAUGUAUGUAUGUACGUGCACGCCACUGCCAUCUUCGAAACACAGUAUGAUAAAAAUAUUGCCUUGAUUGUGUUGUUGGAACUAAAGAUAAUUAUGUAUUUACAACUCGUUUAACAGUUUUUGCUAAUCUUACGCCUUACAAUGUCAUAUCUUUACCCCGUCCAUACUAAAUAACUAUUUGGUAUUUUCUACAGUACAAUUUAAAA
Messenger RNA from Pararge aegeria (speckled wood butterfly), 3378 nucleotides. It is a transcript of the gene mbt, whose product is annotated as serine/threonine-protein kinase PAK mbt. The record is from RefSeq and is a predicted model, not a curated record. The coding region runs from base 222 to 1892 and encodes 556 amino acids. NCBI's taxonomy places the organism in Eukaryota, Metazoa, Arthropoda, Insecta, Lepidoptera, Nymphalidae. Gene Ontology annotation, biological process: protein phosphorylation; regulation of MAPK cascade; intracellular signal transduction. Gene Ontology annotation, cellular component: cytoplasm. The transcript is spliced from 10 exons. Gene Ontology annotation, molecular function: ATP binding; protein serine/threonine kinase activity.